This is a messenger RNA of Acanthamoeba castellanii str. Neff, 852 nucleotides long. Its product is annotated as leucine rich repeat domain containing protein. Gene Ontology annotation, molecular function: protein binding. The record is from RefSeq and is a predicted model, not a curated record. Gene Ontology annotation, cellular component: cytoplasm. The transcript has 5 exons. The coding region runs from base 1 to 852 and encodes 283 amino acids. Lineage: Eukaryota; Discosea; Longamoebia; Acanthamoebidae.
AUGAGUCGCUUGUCCAUGCUGCUCGAAGAGAUCCCCAGCGUUAGGUUGGAGUCCAGACGGCCAGGCCAGUUGGAAUGCAAGACCAUGGUCAAUCUCUCCCGCUUCAAAUCGCUGCAGUACCUUGAGAUCGAUGAGGUGUUUCCUCCGCUCAUCCAGAACUUGCGGGAUAAGGUGGGGCCGCGAUUGGUGCAACUCAUUUGUCUCAACUCGGGUGUGACCACAUUGCGAGAUCUUCUUGUAAACAAGCCAAGCGGGGACGAGGAUGCCGAGGUGGAGCAACCAUCUGACUGGAGAGAACUCAACGUUCUCGACUGCAGCCAUAACCAAAUCGUAGAGAUUGACGCAUCUCUCCAUGCGCUGGUUAACGUCAGGCGCGUCGCGCUCGCACACAACCUCAUUCGGAAGAUCGAAAACCUGGAUCACUGUAUAAAGCUGGGCCUGCUCGAUCUGGGGUUCAACAAAAUCGCCUCCGUGCAGGAUAUCCACUUCGUGCUGGGCGGGCUCAAGGUGCUCAUACUGUGUAACAACCAAAUCAAGACCACGAGCUCCCUCGAUAAGCUCUACUCGCUGGAGAAGCUGGACCUCAGCAACAACGCCAUCGACGACCCAGACGAGAUCAAGCGGCUGAGCGAACUGCCGCUGCUGGUCUACCUCAACACCCUGGGCAACCCCGCGUGCAUCCGUAAUCGGACCCGAGCCAGCUCGCGGGAGGAGUGCUACCGACACUACCGGCGAGAGAUCGUGGCCCACUUCAUCACCGAGCGAAGCGACAUCAAUGACCGGCUCAAGGUGUUCGACGAGCAGCCGGUGAGCGAGGAGGAGAUCCACAAGGCCCUACAAGCGAAGAGGUAA